UCUCUAGCUUCGUUUCUUGCGCUAAUCAAAGAUAUCUUUCACGUUGUCCAGGUGAACGGAAUUUUUAAUACAAGAAAAAAGGAUUAUACGAAACAAUGGCGGCGACAAUGAGAUGUCUAAUGAAGCUCAAUGUGGGACUGGCGUACAAGACUCUUCUGAGAAGCAGCGUCAUAAAUCCAUGUAGAUUUCUAUAUUCCGAGAGAAGUCUAGGCUUGCAAGGAUACGAAAAUGCACGACUAAACUUUCGCAAUCAGUUCUUAAAUGUCGAGGACACAUUUCGUACAAAGAUGCAAGAAGUAUGUGAGUCAGAGUCGAGUAUGAUCUUCACGGAAGACCUAAAGUCCAUGUUGCACUUGGCUCAAAAGAAACCGGAAGACAUUGAACUACUGAUCAAAAUGAUAACAAAGUUUAACAAGCAAAACAAAGAGAUGAAAUUUGGCACAUUUAUCUUUGGACCAGUGGUGAUGCGCACUCUUUACUAUCUUGAUGAACCAGAACUUGCGCUUACCGCUUUCAAAGAUCCUCAAUUUGAGAAUUUCUUCGAUCAGUUCAUCUCCUAUCAGAUUCUUUUGUGUUUGUUGUACAAACACAAAAAGUACGCAGAAAUGAGAGAGGUAUAUGACAUAAUUAAAACCAAGCGCAUAGUAAAUGGAUAUCCCAAGAAUUCCUCGAUAUUAGUCAUGGCAGCUUGUUACAAAGAGAAUACACCAGAAACGUUAGAAUAUGCAGUAAAUCUUUGGAAAGAAAUAAAUGAAAAAGGAUUCACGUUUAUGCGUAGAGCCACGACAUUUUUAACUGCUCUGGCUAUUAAACAGAAUGCACCUCACAUAGCUAUAGAAAUCAUGUCUACGAUACGAGAAGCUCGGUAUAUCGACAUAAGAUGUCUGAAGGUCUGGGCGUACACAGAGUUGAAGAGAUUUACCGAGAUAGUUCCCAUUAUCAGGUCGUCCUUAGAACACGACAGACCAAAUGCCAUGAAAGAACGUUACUUUACCGAUGUGAUUGAGCAUCUGGAGGAAGUCAUGAAGAAAGAAAACGUUCCCGAAAACUUUGAACUUUACAAAUUACUCGAUCUCUUGAAGAAGAACGAUCAUAUCUUACCUGAGAAAUUGGAGAAUCAUAUUUGCGUAGAAAUAAACACGGCGCUACGCACACGGCUGGAUCCAACACGAUCUAACUUAAUGCGACAACAACAGACUUCUCGUUUCGAAACCAACACCAGGCCAGUGUUGCGGGAUCUUUUGUAAAUAAAGAUAAAAACUUGUAGACUACGUCAUAAUAUUGUAACAUCCAAUGAUAUUGUUAUGGGUGUGAAGCUAAGCCAAUGAAUAAAUAAAUAUAAUCUAUAUUAA
Messenger RNA from Pseudomyrmex gracilis, 1352 nucleotides. Its product is annotated as pentatricopeptide repeat-containing protein 2, mitochondrial-like. Gene Ontology annotation, biological process: regulation of mRNA processing; mitochondrion organization; multicellular organism development. Gene Ontology annotation, molecular function: RNA binding. Lineage: Eukaryota; Metazoa; Arthropoda; Insecta; Hymenoptera; Formicidae. The transcript is spliced from 5 exons. The coding region runs from base 96 to 1247 and encodes 383 amino acids. The record is from RefSeq and is a predicted model, not a curated record. Gene Ontology annotation, cellular component: mitochondrion.